GCCGCACCACCGCCCGCUUCGCUCCAUCUCCACCACUGCUGCUCCAAGCACAGCAACGCACGAUGCCGGAGUCCGCUGGAGAACCUUUCUACGUGCGCUACUACUCAGGCCACUCUGGUCGCUUCGGGCACGAAUUUCUCGAGUUCGACUUUCGAGUGGUCGGCGACGGUCGAUCGGCAAUUGCACGAUAUGCCAACAACUCGAACUACCGCAACGAUUCCCUGAUCCGCAAAGAGAUGUGCGUGAGCGCCCUCAUGGUUCAGGAGAUCAAGCGCAUCAUUAAGGACAGCGAAAUUAUGAAAGAAGAUGAUACGAAAUGGCCACAGAAGAAUAAGGAUGGUAGACAGGAGCUUGAAAUCCGCAUGGGCGGCGAGCACAUCUCUUUCGAGGUCAGUCAACUGUGUUCGGCAAUGCCUCGCCAAUCUAACGUCGAUCAGACCGCGAAGAUAGGCUCCCUUGUGGAUGUCAACGAGUCGGAAGAUCCAGAGGGACUUCGCGUCUUCUACUACUUGGUACAAGAUCUGAAGGCACUGGUCUUCUCUCUGAUCUCUUUGCACUUCAAGAUCAAACCCAUCUAGACCAGCAGACAAGCGAAAUCAUUUCAGACGAUGAAUGUUGUGUACUGCCACGCAUCCGCGCCUCCCAUCGUUCAACACUAGCCCAUUCGAAUGCUCGGUACACUUAUCGAGAAGAAGGACAAAAACGACGUAAGGUUGACGAUGAUUGUAAGACCUGGAGAGCAUCAAAACUCGCACGCUAUGCACUCCUAUUCAGGUGGACCCUCGAUGGAGGAGGGAAAUUUACUUCAAUCUUGGUACCUCGAGGCAGAGUAUGAUCUCGUGUGUGGCAACGGGAACACGAGAGCGCCGAUCCAUGAGUACGUCCAAUGAGUGGCGUAUUGAUAGCCGGUGACGAAGGCACGUGUUGCGCUGCGAACUUUCGUCUAUAGCACGACGACUGGCACAAUCAUGGCAUAGUCUUUCUGCUGAGAUAUCAUCAGGAGACAAGUUCAAUGCUGUUCCAUAUUGACUUUCACAUGUUCUGGCUGCAAUGAGGGUCCAACGCACGGA
Molecule: messenger RNA, 1070 nt
Organism: Cercospora beticola
Lineage: Eukaryota; Fungi; Ascomycota; Dothideomycetes; Mycosphaerellales; Mycosphaerellaceae
Gene: MNH1
Product: mago nashi family protein
Biological process (GO): RNA splicing
Cellular component (GO): exon-exon junction complex; nucleus
Source: RefSeq, a predicted model, not a curated record